This is a messenger RNA of Babjeviella inositovora NRRL Y-12698, 4270 nucleotides long. It is a transcript of the gene POL1, whose product is annotated as DNA-directed DNA polymerase alpha catalytic subunit. The record is from RefSeq and is a predicted model, not a curated record. Gene Ontology annotation, cellular component: alpha DNA polymerase:primase complex. Gene Ontology annotation, biological process: DNA replication; lagging strand elongation; leading strand elongation. Gene Ontology annotation, molecular function: single-stranded DNA binding; pyrimidine nucleotide binding; DNA-directed DNA polymerase activity. The transcript has a single exon. NCBI's taxonomy places the organism in Eukaryota, Fungi, Ascomycota, Pichiomycetes, Serinales. The coding region runs from base 34 to 4257 and encodes 1407 amino acids.
UGUCAUCCAGCUAUAAUACAACCACAAAAUACAAUGGGAUCCAAGAGCGACAAGUUUUCGGCAUUCAGAGCGGCGCGUGCCGCGGGCACUAGCCGUAUGGCGGAGCCUGACUCGGACGUCGAGGAUGCCAACAUCUACGACGAGGUGGACGAGGACACAUACCGCAAGCACAAGCGCGACGAACUUUUAAAGGAUGAUUUUAUCGUGGAGGAUGACGGUCAGGGCUAUGUUGAUACGGGGGCGGACGAAUGGGACGCACGCACCAGACCCAAGUACGACUCUGACAGCGAGCACGAGUCGGACUCUGCGAAGCCGGCGAAGAAACGCAAGGUGAAAAAGUCGGCGCAAAUCAGCCACUUUUUCAAGCCCACAAUGGAGGCUGCAGCACCCAAGAAGCUUGAUGCAAAGGUGGACGACAUCUUGGACGACUUGUUCGCGGGGUCGCCUGUUGCGAAGCGUGCGCGCGCGCCAUUUGCCGCGCGAGCACCACGGGAUGUUUUUAGCGCGAAGCCCGCGAUGCCUCGCUUCGGCAGCGUCAAGACGGAGGUGGAUGUAUUUGGCGACAUUGACCUUCCAACAAAACCGGAAGACAUAAAGUCGGAUGUGGAAAUCGAUAUGAAGCCAGAAGCUGACUCUUCAUUUGACAUGAACUCAUCACCGACACGCCAGCCCGGCCGCGAAAAUACCCUGCUAAUUAAGGAAAAUACCCUGCUAAUCAAAGAAGAGUCCUCCGACGAGGAAGUCGUUGUGAAACGGCGUCCGACGGCCGUAAAGGUCAAGCGCGACGCCAACGUAUCCGCUGUCAAGGAAACGCCAAAAAAGUCCGCGUACGUGCCCGCAACCGAGCAGUUCACGUCGCCCGCGCAGCCCACCGACAAGCUCGACGAGGCAGCAAUUGCGAUAGACGGCGCGUUCCGCAUGUACUGGCUCGACUACGCGGAGGUUGACAACUCGCUCUUGUUGUUCGGAAAGAUCCUCACCCUGACAGGCGAGAUGGUGUCCGGGGUCGUGCAGCUCACGGGGAUGAACCGCGAACUCUACUUUCUUCCGCGUGAGCACCGACGGUCGGAUGACGCGCCAGUCAGCGCUAUGGACGUGCAUGAGGAGAUUGUGCCGUUGUUAAUCCAGAAGUUCGGCUUACAAAACGUGCGCGCGAAACCGCAAACGAUGAAGUACGCGUUCGAACUUCCGGGAAUCCCCGCAGAGGCCGAGUAUCUCAAGAUACUCCUUCCGUAUCAGACACCGCGUGCGCGCGGUGUGACAUUGCCCGGGGAUCUCGAGGGCGAUACGUUCCAGCACGUAUUCGGAGGGAGCACCAGCAUCUUUGAGGCAUUUGUGGUGCAGAAGAAUGUGAUGGGCCCGUGCUGGUUGCAGUUCAGCAACGGUGACUUUUCUACGAUCCAGAACACCUCGCAUUGCCGUGUCGAGGUACUCGUGGACGGCGCUGCAAAUGUCUCGGUAUGCGAUGAUAAGACGCUCGCGACGCCACGACUUACAUGCACGUCGAUUUCGGUGCAGACGGUGAUGAAUGCGCAGACCAACCGCCAGGAAGUCACAAGCGUGUCGCUCGCGACGUUCCGCGAUAUCGCACCUGAUGCGCCGAUCGAUGCGAACGCGCACGCGCAAGGGGUCGUGACGCUUGUGCGUCCCGUCGGGGCGACGCUUCCGCCAGGACUCACAACCCUCAGUUCCAAGCAAGACUUUUCCGUGCGCACUUUCAACAACGAGAAAACUCUCCUCAACUGCUUAUGCGGCUUAAUCAAACAAGCCGACCCGGACGUUUUUAUCGGCCACCGCUUGGAGAAUAUCUCGCUUGACGUGUUGGUGCACCGAAUGUAUGACCUCAAGGUGGUGACAUGGUCCGCGUUUGGGCGUCGUAACCGCAAGCUGUGGCCGGAACGUUUCCAUGGGCGCCUAAACAGCGGGCUGAGUAUGCAGCUCCGUGAGAUCUUCCAGGGACGGCUCUUGUGCGACAUUGCCAACGAGAUGGGGCAGUCGUUGACGAUGAAAUGUCAGUCGUGGGACCUUCAGGAGAUGUAUUCUGUGGUGUGCGACAAGAAGUUUGCGCCGUUGGAGAUCAACUACAACAAUCCGCAGUACGCAGACGACAGCAGCAUGCUCUUGAUGGCACUCCGUGAGAACGCGAGCGUCGCACGCAUCGCCGCGGACAUUGCGUUUGCGAUGCAAAUCUUGUCGCUUUCCAAGCAGUUGACGAAUCUCGCGGGGAACGCGUGGGCACACACGCUUGGCGGUACGCGUGCGGGGCGUAACGAGUACAUUUUGCUCCAUGAGUUCGCGCGCGAGGGUUACGUCGUGCCCGAUAAAUCGAACAGCUUCGCGCGCAACCAGGCGGUGAAACCGGAGAUACCUGAAGAAGACGCCGCAACGGUGACAUCCAACAAGAAGCCAAAGUACCAGGGUGGGUUGGUGUUCGAGCCGGAGAAGGGCUUGCACAAGAACCAUAUUUUGGUCAUGGACUUUAAUUCGUUGUAUCCGUCGAUUAUCCAGGAGUUUAAUAUUUGCUUUACGACCGUGGAGAGGGGGCAUGGGAGUGGGGAUGAGGACAUUUUGCCGGCAGUGCCUGCGCGCGACGCCGCGCCGGGUGUAUUGCCACGAUUGCUUCUUACGCUUGUUAACCGCCGUCGUGAGGUAAAAAAGUUGAUGGCGGACGCGCGCGUAACCCCGAUCGAACGUGCGCAGUACGAUAUCAAGCAACAGGCGUUGAAGUUGACUGCGAACUCGAUGUACGGGUGCUUAGGGUACGUCAAUUCACGGUUCUAUGCGAAGCCGUUAGCGAUGUUGGUCACCAACAAGGGCCGUGAGAUCUUGAUGGAUACACGCCAGUUGGUGGAGAGCCUCAAUUUGCGGGUGGUGUACGGUGACACCGAUUCGGUUAUGAUUGACACUGGGUGCGACAACUUCGCGGCUGCCAUGGUCAUUGGUAAUGAAUUGAAAACCGCAGUUAAUGAGCGCUAUCGCCUCUUGGAGAUUGAUAUUGAUAAUAUUUACAAGCGCUUGUUGCUCCACGCCAAGAAAAAGUACGCGGCGGUGAACGUGGCGAUGGUGAACGGCGUGGAAAAAACGUCACUCGAAGUCAAAGGGCUUGAUAUGAAAAGAAGAGAGUACUGUCAGCUUUCCAAGGAGGUUUCUACAUACAUUUUGGAGAAACUCUUGUCAGAAGCGGAUACCGAAGACUCACUCCGCGAGAUCUACGCGUACCUCGAGACCGUCGCGGCAGACGUAAAGGGGGGCCGCGUGCGCGCAGACAAAUUCAAGAUCAACACCAAAUUGUCCAAGGAUCCUGGUGAUUACCCCGGCGGAAAAAACAUGCCUGCAGUGCAGGUGGCAUUGCGAUUGCGUGAACAAGGCAAGGUAGUGAAGGCAGGGACGGUCAUCACGUUUGUUAUUACCGCGGGUGACGCGGCGGCGAGCCCUGCGGAGCGUGCGCGUGCGUUGACCGAAGUGUUGGCACGCGACUCGAGCUACACUCCAGAUCCAGCAUACUAUCUCGAAAAGCAGAUCUUGUCACCGGUGGAGCGGUUGAUGGGGAAGAUUGAAGGUGUGGAUAUGACGCGGAUCGCCACGUCGUUGGGUUUGGAUGCACGCCGCUACGAGAUGCGGGCGCGCGCCCACGCCGGUGUCGACGCGCUUGCGCCGUUGGAGUCGACCGUUUCCGAUGCGGAGCGCUUCCGCGAUGCGGCUUUCUUACCGUUGCGCUGCGCAUGCGGUGCACGCUUUGCGUUCGGCGGUAUUGUCGCGUCACGCGACUACGUUGUGAGCUUUCACGGGAUCAAGUGUGCGGCGUGCGCGGCCGUGUUGCCGACCUUGCGCGUUACCGCGCAGUUGGAACGCAUCAUUCGUGCGCACAUCUCGCGCUACUACGCAGGCUGGUUGGUGUGCGACGACAGUGCGUGCGGGAUCGCAACGCGCCAGAUCUCCGUCUAUGGGAAGAGAUGUAUCGGGUUGUCUGGCACCGCGCAUGGCUGCAAAGGCAUCAUGCGCUACCGCUACAGUGACAAGGCGUUGUACAACCAGUUGCUCUACCUCGACUCGAUCUUUGACAUCGAAAAGGCGAAGAAGGGGCUGUUGAAGCCGUUUGAAGGCCCGGAAGCUCUUAGCCACGCGCUGGUCGAGGCGCUGGCCGUGCACAAUGCCGUGUUCUUUGGAGUCUGUCGCGGGGUUGUUCAAAAGUACUUGAGCGACUGCGGGCGCCGCUACGUAGACAUGGGCGGUUUGUUCAAUUUCAUGGAGAAAUAGUGUAUGAUAGGAU